Messenger RNA from Pangasianodon hypophthalmus (striped catfish), 949 nucleotides. RefSeq names its product dicarbonyl/L-xylulose reductase (gene dcxr). Gene Ontology annotation, biological process: glucose metabolic process; xylulose metabolic process. The record is from RefSeq and is a predicted model, not a curated record. The transcript is spliced from 8 exons. Lineage: Eukaryota; Metazoa; Chordata; Actinopteri; Siluriformes; Pangasiidae. Gene Ontology annotation, molecular function: L-xylulose reductase (NADPH) activity; carbonyl reductase (NADPH) activity. Bases 109 to 843 code for a protein of 244 amino acids.
CUGGAUAAAUCCCGCUGCCGCUCACUGCGCCGCUACCCGCCGCGAGGAAGCAGCUGCAGCCGCUGGUGCAGCUCUCACGCGUUAACCAACCACUUUACACCCGUAACCAUGGAGAUCACGUUCACUGGCAAGCGUGCGCUCGUGACAGGCGCCGGAAAAGGCAUCGGGCGAGCCACAGCUCUGGCUUUAGCGCGCGGGGGAGCGGAAGUGACAGCAGUCACGCGCACACAGGCCGACCUGGAGACGCUCGUGCGCGAGUGUCCUUCUGUUAAGCCUGUGUGUGUGGACUUGGCGGACUGGGAUGCUACGGAGCGUGCGCUGAAGGACGUGGGUCCUAUCGACCUGCUGGUGAACAACGCAGGCUGCGCCAUGCUGCAACCCUUCCUCGAGAUCACGCAGGACAGCUUCGAUAAGUCUUUCGACGUCAACGUGAAAGCAGCUCUGCAUGUCACACAAAUUGUGGCCAGAGGAAUGAAAGCCAGGGGAAGUGGUGGCUCCAUCGUGAACAUCUCCAGCCAAGCUUCACACCGCGCCUUUAAAGACCAUGCCGUGUACUGUGCUACCAAAGGAGCUCUCGACAUGCUGACCAAAGUGAUGGCUCUGGAGCUGGCGCCGUACCAGAUCAGAGUGAAUUCCGUAAACCCAACUGUGGUGAUGACGGACAUGGCAAAAAUAGGAUGGAGUGACCCCGCGAAGGCUAACACCAUGAUAUCACGUAUCCCGAUGGGCAAAUUUGCUGAAGUGGAGGAUGUGGUCCAUGCCAUACUGUUUCUGCUUAGUGACAAGAGUGCAAUGACUAAUGGAGCGUUCCUGCCGAUAGAUGGAGGCUUCCUGGCCUGCUAGACUGGAGUCCUCUGUGGGAAUCUCUAGGAGGAUUGACAGCUUGAAGGAAAAACAUUAAGUGCAAACACUUGCAUAUCAACACCUACAGUGUACUCCACAUGCGUAC